Durusdinium trenchii is the source of this 528-nucleotide messenger RNA. The record is from the annotation of a GenBank genome assembly. Lineage: Eukaryota; Dinophyceae; Suessiales; Symbiodiniaceae.
AUGUACGACGAUGCCUUUCUCGAGCGUUUGGUGAAUGCGUGGGGGUUUAGCGAAAGAUUCCGCAGGCUGGCUGUGGACUUGACGCCUGAUGUAGACUCUCAUCAAAUUCAAGAAGUGGAGAAGGCCAUACAAGAAGUGGCAGCAGGAGUUUGGGGCGAAGGAAACACCCUUGAGCUCAUCGGUUCCACCCGCCUCGGCACAGCCAUCCGGAAGAGAUGUGGGCAGAGCGACCGGGAUUACACACUUUCAAUCCAUGGUGCUACAGUGACCUCACAGGAAUGGAAGGAAUUUGCCAAGUACCUGGCAGAGGACGCACGGUUUCGACAGGUGUCUGUGGGCAGAAGGGCUAAAAAGCUCCAGGACCAAAAGCUGCAGUUGGAGUGGGAAGUUAUUCCAGCUGAUGGGCACUUUAGUUUUGAUUUGGUGACCUUUCCCACUUUGGAGGGUACAACAAAAGCACCGCGGAAAGGAACAGAUUGUGGUUCGAAUAUUUUGAAACAACAUAUCCUGGGGCGAAGAAUGCAGUGA